This is a messenger RNA of Poecilia reticulata (guppy), 2195 nucleotides long. RefSeq names its product helt bHLH transcription factor (gene helt). Gene Ontology annotation, molecular function: DNA binding; protein dimerization activity. Gene Ontology annotation, biological process: regulation of DNA-templated transcription. NCBI's taxonomy places the organism in Eukaryota, Metazoa, Chordata, Actinopteri, Cyprinodontiformes, Poeciliidae. The record is from RefSeq and is a predicted model, not a curated record.
UUCCCGCCUGGAUUGUUACUAUGCAAAUAAUAUUCCAAACAUAAUCACGUGUCCUUUGAAGAGCCACGUGGAUUAACAAAACAGGUUAACCCCCCUGCCUGUUUCAGAUUUUUUUUAAAUUCUAUUUCUUUAACUGAUCCUAAACGCACACAUUUACCCGAACGCAUAGCUCUUUAAUCCCAUGGAAUAAUUUACGCGGUGAAUGCCGGAGUCCCCUAGGAUGGUCCCUUUAUAAGGGGACAGCUUCCCCUGAAAUUUCAGUCUGUUUCAUCUGCCAGCAGACUUUCACACCUCUAAUUUAACGCUGAAUUCAUUUUUUUGGACUUUUCCUCUGAUAUUCGUCCAUGGCAUCAAAGAUGAAGGACAGGAAGAGGACUCCAAUUUCCCACAAAGUUAUUGAGAAAAGAAGGCGGGACCGCAUUAACCGUUGCCUAAACGAACUGGGGAAAACCGUACCGAUGGCGCUGGCUAAGCAGAACUCUGGGAAACUGGAAAAAGCUGAAAUCUUGGAGAUGACUGUUCAGUACCUGCGAGCUCUGCACUCCGCGGAUUUUCCCCGUGGGAGAGAAAAAGGAGAGCUGCUGGCUGAAUUCGCAAACUACUUCCACUAUGGAUACCACGAGUGUAUGAAGAACCUGGUGCACUACCUGACCACGGAGGACAGAGCCGAGACCAAGGACAUCAAGUACGCGCGGAUCCUCGCCUUUUUACAGUCCAAGUCUCGCGCGGUCACCGAGCCCGUAUUUGGCUCCGUGGGCUCGAUGUCCGACCCACCCGACUAUCUUGGCCACCUGCACUCCUCCCCGGAGCACCAGAGCCACAGCCCUUCGGACUCAGUGUACCAGCAGAGCCCAACAGGACAUUUCUCAUGGCACGGCUCCGGACGCAGUCAGGGCAUUUCCUAUCCUGCGGUGCCGCUCUCUGCGCACACGCAGCAGCACGGAGGAUACUUGUCGCCGGUGCAGGGACUCGAUCACCAUUACUUCAACUUUAUAGGUCACACGCACGCAAACACGUUCAGUUUGCAUAGCGCUCAGCACGCUAUGUAAAACAAAUUAGCUCUAUUUUUAACUUAUGUUUUUUAGAUCAUGAAAAUACAAUAUGAAUAAAUAUACUAUUUCUCCCUAAAAUCUGUCUGUUAUUUUCUGUGUUAGAAGUUGGAUUCUACGUGCGAAAAUCCUCAUAAUAUUGUAUUUAGCCUAUGUUGCAAAGAGGUGAGAUCAAGUCUGCAAACCUGCAAAUUGUUAUCACUGAACCAACGCUUUAACCCGCUUAUUACCAGAACUAAAGGUUAAGUAGAUUCUUUUGAUUUUCUGGCUGAGUUAGUGCAUCUGCCCUCUUUCCAAGUUAGACAAGUAUUUAGUCUGACUGCGCGGUUUUUACAGUGUACAGUAAAGGGCAGCAAAAAGUGCCUGCGUCUGAGCCGAUUAAGAGGGUUCAACUUGUAUGAGGGCCGAGGCAGAAUUUCAUUUACAACUUUCAGCUAAUCCUGGCCCAAAUGUCUUGCACCUGGGGAGAGUUGAUAGAGAUUAAUGUUUUGUUCACACACGACCAGGUACCUCAGGACGGGUUUUCUGUGCCCCAGUAACAUUUUCUACAACAAAACACUGAAAGCCAUUGAACUACUUAAGAUUUGUUGAGAUUUUAGAUGAUCAACAUAAAGUAGAGAUUGAGAAGUGGAAAGAAAUCAAGACAUCUUUUUUAUUAUUAUUAUUAAUACUAAUACAAAUGUGAAAAGUGUCGUGUGGCUCCGUGCACAUAUGGACAUGCUUUUUUUAAAUUUUAUUUUUAAUUAUCAUUCUCCAUUCAGGCUGAAUGGAGAGCAUUCUUGCACAACAAUGUUCAACUCUUGCCACCAACCUUUAGUUGGAUUUAGGUCCAGGCUAUUUUUACACACACAUUUGUGUCAUUGCCCUGAAAGAAGGUGAACUUCUGUCACAGUCUGAAGUGUUUUGUGUGUUGUACCAUAUUUAGCACAACAUGAUGCUCCCACUAUUACAUUUCACCAAAGAUAUGUUGGGUCAAAUGUCAUAUUCUGUGUCUGUUUGCUGCCACACAAAAACAUUGAACAUAGCAAAACGGAUUUCUUGUGAUAUAAUCAUAAUCCUUUCCACAACUUUAUUCCUGAUCUGCCUUCCGAGGAAUACCUUGAUCUUCAUCAUGCUGUUCGUUCAUUCACAUUAUUUUACAAUAAA